Mesorhabditis spiculigera is the source of this 1677-nucleotide messenger RNA. The record is from the annotation of a GenBank genome assembly. NCBI's taxonomy places the organism in Eukaryota, Metazoa, Nematoda, Chromadorea, Rhabditida, Rhabditidae.
AUGUGCUUCCGCCGCCGAUCUGUUGCUCGAACUGAGAAACCUGGACUGCGCAAAUUGCCAUCACCCGGUGAUCGAGCCCGCGUCGACCAAAUUUGUGUCUUCUGCUGGCACUGCAACUGGCUGACACCAACCAAAUAUGCAAUGCCGAUCGAUACAGAUGACCUCGAACGGCUAAAGAUGGCCUUGGUAGUUGCAAAGGAAAGCACGGUCAAUUCCAUCCUGCCUUGCGCCGGUUACGAAAAAGCGGAAGCGUAUCGGCUCGAAAUUGAGGCCUUGAAACAGGAGUUUGAUGACAUGAGACCAAGAAGCAACGCACAGGUGAAAAAAAUGCGAGAAGAACUGAACGCUAGCCGGGCGAAAGUGGCUGAGCUCGAGGAAAAGAAUCGCUCUUCCGAAGAACUUUUGAAGGAGGUAACGGCGGCGCAUCAACAAGGCGCGGAUGUCGAUUGUGACAUCCCUAAUGAAAGCGGCUGGUGCGCCAACUGUGGGAAACAAAUUCAGUCGGUCAAGUCGACUUCACAAGACGACCGGCAACGUGUCCAAAAUUGGCUGGCGACGACCGCACAGAAUGCCAACAAGGCAACCACCACUUCUCCUUCAGCCCCAACUACCAGUCAAGUGCCAAAACCGGAAGUGAAGAAAACGGCGGUCGUCGCGCCAACAAUGUCAACCACCCAAGCAGCUCCGUGCACAACUUGCGCGAACACGAAAGCGCUUGAGGUCGAGCUGAAGCUGUUAACCGAUGAAAAUGACGAGCUGAACACGCAAAUUGAAGGGUUGCGGAAAGGACAGGGUACGAUGACAAAGCAAAGGAAUGCUGAAAAAGCUGAAUUUGAGGAGAAGGUCAAAAACUUAACUGAAGAAAAGAAAAAGCUCGAGUUACGCCUAACCGAGCAGGCCAAGCACCUGGAGAACAGCUUGAAGUAUAACCAGCAAAAGGAUGUGGAGAUAAAAAAUCUGCGCGAGGAGCUGCAGCGCGAAGAGCUGAAAUCAAACGAAUUACGCGAGGCGAAGACGAAAAUUGCUGCCGCCAGUCUGCAGCAAAUCAAGGGGUUGGAAGGCAAGAAUCUCCGCUUGACGAGCGAGAUCCUGGAGUUGAGGGAAAGCGCCGUGACGUACACUCGAAUCCGGGUGAAAAUUACGAAUAUUCCGAUGGACGACACGCAAGAGGACGUGAUCAAGAAGUGGCUCGACGGCGGGAAGCAUUUGAUUUAUUGGGAUGAAAGCCCUGACAUGUUCAUGCGAUUGCUCGCUGACGACACCCAAUCUUGCGUUGCGUAUCUGGCGAAUGAGAAAGCUGCUCGAGAGAAACCCGCUCCUGCAUCAUCAACUCAAAGGCCAUACGUACCGAGGGAACAACAGGCCACCACGAGCCAAGCCACUUCAAAGAAUUCAACCUCUACGCCGACUCCCCCAAAAUCUUCUACCCCCGACCCAAAAGCAACAAAUGUUCUCUCAAUUCGCGGUUUCGGCAAUGAAGCCACGGACAAGGAAAUUAUUCAAUUGGUCGAUGGUAGCACGCAGCUCUUCCAGAAGAAGGAUGGAAAGCCCCGCAUCGAAAAGUACCCCGGCUACCACCUUGUGUACAUGAACACGCCGAUAAUCGCCGAAAAGGUUUUCAACCGUCUCCAAGGCAGGACCUACAAAUGGGGCAAGCUGCAGGUCAGCUACCAUCUG